Molecule: messenger RNA, 924 nt
Organism: Symbiodinium natans
Lineage: Eukaryota; Dinophyceae; Suessiales; Symbiodiniaceae
Source: the annotation of a GenBank genome assembly
AUGGCGUUGCCUCGUGACUGGAGUUUCCGAUCGCUUCGCGACGAGUCCGUGGCCGUAAGCAGUACGGGUCUGUCGGGACCUUGCGACCGAUCCCGCGGAUCUGUUGUCUCAGUGAGUUCGUGCAGCUCUUACCAAGCCCCACCGCUAUAUCAGCCUGACGGCACUGCGGGAGACCUAAAGGUCUUCACGGAUGCUUUCAGAGGCCAUCUCCAGGCUGUGACGACCUGUCUUUCGCAAAGUGACAGGGAUGUGCUAACAGCUGCCCACAUAACUCAGCAUCUUUUUGUGGAGCUCAUCGACUCCGCACAGGUGAUUUCGCAUAAGCUUUCGGCCAUUGCACGCAGUGCUCUCGAACAGCUUCCAACACUGCUCUGGCUGGCGAGAGGUCACCAAAGCGACGAGCUGCAGAUUUGCGUAGCAGAGCUCUAUGAUGGCAUUGCUACCUUGUGCAAGGAUCUGCAGACAAUUCGCACCGACUACAUUGAUCUGCUCAAGCAGGUUCAAUAUGUGGGGCAGUGCACCCGGGUGGCUAUGGAUCAGAUAGUCACGAGCUCCCUGCCCGCGCCGGCCGAGGAUGAGAGUGGAAGCUUGGAGUGCACAGCACGUGACGCCCUCGAGCUGACAGACGCACAGAAGGAGGUCCAGAAGUAUCUGGAGGUCUCGGCAAUGCACCUUGAUGGCCAGUGCCAUCUCUUAGAAGAGUGCUCGGACUUUUGGCUGAUGUUGCACGAGGCAGAGCUUCAGCUUCGGAAGUUGGCCAAGGAGUCCAAGGUGAUCUCGGAGGGCCAGGGCGACCACCAUCGCCGGGGCAAGUCCACGCUACAGAGCUUCUGCGAACACCUCCGGUCUUUCUCCGGCCUCUACUCCGGACUUCCACGGCACAAAGUCAAGUCGCAUCAGUCCAAAGGCACCCAGCCCGCCUGA